Daphnia carinata is the source of this 3523-nucleotide messenger RNA. RefSeq names its product peroxidase-like. The coding region runs from base 81 to 2231 and encodes 716 amino acids. Gene Ontology annotation, molecular function: heme binding; peroxidase activity. The record is from RefSeq and is a predicted model, not a curated record. NCBI's taxonomy places the organism in Eukaryota, Metazoa, Arthropoda, Branchiopoda, Diplostraca, Daphniidae. The transcript is spliced from 15 exons. Gene Ontology annotation, biological process: response to oxidative stress.
UCGUCUCUCGUCAGUAGAUCUUGCGUCUUUUCUAAACGAGGAUCGACGGCAGCAGAAUUUGAAUUCAUUUCUACCAAAAAAUGAAGAUCUUUUAUUCUGUUGUUUUCCUGCUUGCGUUCACGUCUUCACUGCUCACGGGCGCUGCUAGCAAAGAAAAUGGUAUACCAGAUUUCACUGCCGAAGAUGUGCAGUGGGCCGCGGAAAGUGGACUGCAAAAAAUCCAGCACAACAUAGAAUUGGAAAAUCGUCUUUUAUCCGAAGGUCUGAUUGGAAACAAAAUUAAAUGUCCAGCUCGCAGAAAUGUGCACCAAAAAAGAAGCGUUUCCAGUGAAUCCCGUCAGCAAUCUAUUCAAGCACUUGGAAUCGUCGAAGCAUCUAAAAAUCUCAAAGAGAGACUAAACCUAAGCGGAAGAGAGGCCAGUCAGAUGUUACCUAAACUGUCGCUAAAAAAUACGCCUCUGGAACGCGCCUGCUCCGAACCGAUCACGUGUCCAGCUCCCGCAUCCAAGUACAGAUCAUUUGAUGGCUCUUGCAAUAAUUUGUUACAAGUGAAUUGGGGUCGUCGUAAUACCAUUUUUCGACGUUUGUUACCAGCUCAAUACGGAAACGGUAUUGAUUCACCUCGUCCAGCAACUGAUGGAGGGGAAUUGCUUAACCCGCGUAACAUCAGCUUAACCAUUGUCGGAGACGAUGGCCCUAAUUCGACUGACGUAACCCUACUCGUUAUGUCUUUUGGCCAGUUCGUAACGCAUGAUAUCACAUAUUCAGAGGACUUUACUUUUGAAAAUGGGUCUAGCCCUGCAUGUUGCGAUAGCCAAGGACAGUUGCUUCCACCAAAUGAUUUGCAUCCACAGUGUUUACCUAUCGAGUUGUACGAAGGAGAUCCAAAUUUCAUUGCCAGUGGUGACACUUGCAUGAGCUUUACCCGUUCAAAAGUGGGCGUAGAUUUGAGCUGCACCUUUGGCCAAGCUGAACAGUUGAAUAGCAAUACCCACUACCUUGAUGGAUCCCAAAUUUAUGGUAGCGAUGCCACCAUAUCAAACAGUCUACGUACUGGAGUCGACGGACUGUUAAAGUCUUCGGAUGUCGGUGGCCGCCAGCUGUUUCCUAUUACACCCGGCUGUGAAAAUUUAAUUAAUCACGAACUAGCAGUUUGCUUCCAAGCAGGUGACGACAGAGUCGAAGAGAAUCCACAGCUAACUGCCAUCCAUUUGCUGUUUUUACGCGAACACAAUCGUAUCGCGAAAGAACUCAAAGCACUUAACCCACAAUGGAGCGAUGAAAUUCUGUUCCAGGAGACUCGCCGUGUUGUCAUUGCCGAAUUACAACACAUCACCUACAACGAAUACCUGCCUGUUCUUCUAGGCUCACAAGUAAUGGUGGAUAGUGGUUUGGUUUUGCCAAGUAGUGGUUAUGGAACAGGUUACGAUAGCAACGUCGAUCCUUCGAUAUCGAACGAUUUCGCAGCUGCAGCAUUCCGGGUGACACAUUCCUCUAUUCAAGGAACUCUGAGUUUGUUCAAUGCCGCGGACGAACAAGAAAUGGAACGAAGCUUCACACUGAGUCAAUAUUUCUUUGAUGCUUCCCGACUGAUGGACGAUCCCGGCUUUUUUGACUCGGCUCUGCGUGGUCUAACUAAACAAGCACCUCAAACUAUUGACGGACUAUACACCGAUGAAGUGGCCGAUAAACUAUACAUUGGACAGAAAAAAUCCGGCGGCGAUUUGAUUGCCAUAACAAUCCAGCGUGGAAGAGAACACGGCAUCCCGAGCUACAACGACUUUCGUGAAUUUUGUGGAAUGCCCAAAGUUCAGUCGUUCGACGAACUCAUCAACGAGUUCGUCCAAGAGGACAUUGAUUUGCUGAAGACUGCUUACAGAUCGGUGGACGAUAUCGACCUGUACAUUGGCUGCUUAUUUGAAACUCACGUGGAAUCUGAAUCAGGUGUGCUGAUGGGACCGACAGCUCUAUGCAUCACAGCUGAGCAAUUCCAGAAAACUAAAAAUGGGGAUCGUUAUUUUUACGAUAUCGGUGGUCAGCCUAACUCGUUCACACCAGAUCAACUCAAUCAGAUCCGCCAAACGAGUUUAGCGCGGCUCGUGUGUGACAAUAACGACGGAUCAGUGACGACCAUGCAGCCAUUCGCCAUGAGAAGUCCAGUUGGAACGAACCAAAGGAUUCCGUGCACUUCUCUCCCGACAAUGGACAUGACAUACUGGAAAGAAAUUUAAUGGCCUGUAACUAUUAAUAAUUUGGUUGUUACUCCAGUCCAUUCUCUUCUGUAACGUAGUUUUCUAACACCAUAAUCCUCUAGCAAAUGUUAGUUUUUUCCUAGUUUGCUGUAUGAGCUCAUUGCCUUUUAUGAGUUGGUCGAAACUUCGACGGCAGUCUCCCCGUAAAAUCGCUAACGCAUUCAAAUAUCUUGGAUGAUAUAGCAUAUACCUGCAGUAUCAAAAGCUGUAUAGAUAGAUAUUCAUCAUCACGACAUCGUCCUGCUAAUGGUAUUACACAACAUGAAUCUUCCAUUAAGGAGUUUCGAGGAAAAAAAGAAAGUGAUCCCACCUGCACGGCUUUUAUUUAUAAGAAACAAACUCUUUCUUAAUUUCCCACGGUGGUUAUUGCUCCUAAAUUAUCCGAUGGAUUGUGUUCCCCACUUUCACCUAUCAGCGACAGACAUUGUCCUUCUUGCCCUUUCCUUGCAACACGAUGUUUACGAUCCUCUGACGUGCGGUUGCUACAAGACAUGACUCACGACCAAAAGAAUUUUUGCUAUUAAUGAGCCAACCGGAAAUGAAUGCGGAAACUAUGCCCACUCGUAAUCGCAAGUUUAUCGUCUAUUUUCUUGCACAAUAUCAGAGUUCUUCACAAAACCUUUCUGUAAAAAGAAGAAACUAUCGGCUGUGAUUUGAGAUUUAUCGGCUACUCAUUAACAUCGCUGUUUUACGUGGAUAUAGGCUCGCAUGACGCAAUACGUUUCACGCGCAGAAUUUCCACAUUGCCAUUUUUAAUACGAUCGAAAUGGUGCAGCCACCUUUUCCUACCGCUAUCACUUUAUCGGACGGGACGUAUAUAUGCACCUCGUUAUAAGUAAGCUCAGGAAAUAAAAAAAACGGCGUCACUAUUCAACACGAUGUCGAUACUGAAGGUUGUCUCCGUUUGUCUCGUGAUUUUGCUGGUCUGUGGUCCUCCCGCACUUGCAGGACCUGUGGCUUCAGAUGAUUUGAUGGAUUCCGCUUCUUCCAGUUUGACUUGGUCACAACGAGGUGUUAUUCCCGUUCGUCACAACACACGAAGACCUAACGUCAAUAAAGAAGGAAAUCAAAGAUUUUUUGGAGGGGCUUACAAGGCUGGCUACGGUGCAUUCAGAGGUUAAGCAACCGGAAGUUUAACGCUAUCCUCAACGUAUUAUAGAGGAACAACUCAUCACAAUCUCUUUUUUACAACUAUUUUAAUAUUAAAUGUAUCUACACUAAGCUUAACUCUUCAAAUGAGAAAUAAAAAAUAAAAAUAAUUAAAAAACCAA